GGGAAGAUGUAUUGAAGAGCAAGAUAUGGGAUUUACCAGAAGUGGGAAGUGAAAUUGCACCGGCUCUUAUGUUGAGCUAUCAUAAUCUCCCUUCACAUUUAAAGAGGUGCUUUAUGUAUUGCUCUGUACUUCCCAAGGACUAUGAAUUUGAGGAGAAACAGUUGGUUCUACUAUGGAUGGCAGAAGGUUUACUUCAACCACGAGAUGAGAGAAAGCAAAUGGAAGAUUUGGGUAGCGAGUAUUUUCACAAUCUGCUGUCAAGGUCAUUUUUCCAACAAUCAUUCAAGGAUGAAUCAAGGUUUCUUAUGCAUGACCUCAUCAAUGAUUUGGCUCAAUGGGUUGCAGGAGAUAUAUGCUUUAAAAUGGAGGAUAGAAUUGGGGGUAAUAAUGGAAGGAAACCUUCUACAAAGGCUCGACAUUCGUCUUACCUAGGUGGUGAAUUUGAUGGCAUUCAAAAGUUUGAGAUUUUUAAUGAUCUCACAUGUUUACGAACCUUCCUACCUCUUAUGCUUCCAUAUCCAGGCAAUUGUUACUUGACUAGUAAUGUUCCUCUUGAAUUAUUGCCAAAAUUGCAGCGCUUAAGGGUGCUCUCUUUGAGGGGAUACAACAUAUUUGAGUUACCAGAGUCAAUUGGUGAUCUCAAGCAUCUACGGUCCUUUGAUCUUUCUCUCACUAAAAUCAGAAGCUUGCCUGAUUCAAUAGCCACUCUCUAUAAUUUACAGACAAUGAUUUUGGAGGAUUGUUCUAAUCUAAAGAAAUUGCCUUCAACGUUUGCUAACCUAGUCAAUUUGCGACAUCUCAACAUUCAAGGAGCACGUGCAUUGGAUGCAAUGCCUCCGCAAAUGGGUAAAUUAACUUGUCUCCAAUCAUUGUCUAAUCUAGUUGUGGGAAAAGGUAGUUGUUCCGGGGUAAAGGAGUUAGGGCCUUUGUUGCAUCUUCGAGAGACACUUUGCAUUUCAGGAUUGGAAAAUGUGAUUAAUCUUGAGGAGGCGAGGGACGCUAGGUUAAUUGAAAAACACAAUCUCCAUGGGUUGUCAUUGAAAUGGAGUAGAAACAUAGAUGAGUCACAAGAUCGAAAAAGUGAAUUAAAGGUACUUAACAUGCUACAACCUCACAAGGGUUUAAAAGAGCUCACUAUUAGACACUAUGGCGGUGCAGAAUUUCCAACUUGGUUAAGAGUUCCCUCAUUUUGUAAUAUGAUAGUUUUGAAGAUUGAAAGUUGUGCAAAGUGCACAACCUUGCCAGCAGUGGGCCAGUUACCAUCACUUAAAGAACUUUUCAUCAAAGGCAUGGCCAGUGUGAAAAAUAUUGGAAGUGAGUUUUGCGAGGAAGGUUGCUCACAAGCUUUCAAAUCCUUGGAGAUUUUGCGUUUCCAGAAUAUGCAAGAAUGGGAGAACUGGAUUCCUUGUGAAGAAUUUCCAAAACUGCUUAAGCUUUCUUUUAUAAGGUGUCCCAAGCUUGUCGGUAAGUUACCAAACCACCUUCCUUUAUUACAAAACAUUGUGAUAAAUCAAUGUAGGCAAUUGGUGGUUUCAAUUUCAUGCUUUCCAGAGCUAUGCAAACUAAAAAUUGAGGAAUCAGAAGGGGUGGUGCAUAGAGGCAAGGUUGACUUCGGUUCACUACGCUUCUCGUCUCUUUCAACAAUUUCAGAAUUCACAUGUCAAAUAGAAGGGUUUAUAAUGGAAGGGCUGACAAGCGUGGAAGAUUUGACGAUUGAAACUUGUGAGGAGCUUACGCCUUUGUGGUCAAAUGAUGUGGGAUUACUACAACAUCUCCCAUGUCUUCGUGUUUUGAAUAUUUCUAAUUGUUCCAAACUUGUUUCUUUGGUGGCAAAAGAAGUGGAAGAGCAGCUACAUUUGGGUUGGCCAUCCAAACUCAAAGAAAUCAGGAUAAGAAAUUGCGAGGUCCUAGAAUCUUUACCCAAGUCAAUGAUGCACAACAACACGUGUGUUGAGUAUAUUCAUAUCAGUAACUGUCCUUCCCUUACGUACUUUGCAGUAGACCAACUACCUCCAAUGCUAAAGCGGCUAUAUAUAGAAGAUUGUAAUAUGCUGAUUUCGUUGGAUGGGGAUGAUGUCAACAAUUGUGGCAGCAGCACAUCUCUUCUUGAGCACUUGAUAAUUAUGAAUUGUCCAUCGCUCAAAUCCUUAACACCAAGCAGAGAAUUACCUACAACACUUAAAUCCCUCACAAUUUCGAAUUGUAAGAAUCUGGAGUCGAUAGCGAAGAGCUUCCAUCACAACUCGUCUCUUGAAGUGAUUGAUAUCGAAUCAUGUGAGAAUCUUAAAUCCUUACCCAUGGGCAUACACAACCUCAGCCAUCUGGAUAAUAUUUAUAUUUUCAAAUGUCAAACUCUUGUUUCCUUCCCAGACAAAGGGUUGCUCCCUGCCAACCUGAGAUCACUUUCGAUUUUCGAAUGUGAGAAAAUGCAGGUCUCGCCCAACUGCAUACAAAACCUCACCUCUCUUCAAGGAUUGUGGAUAAGAAAAUGUCCAAGCAUUAAUGUAUCAUUUUCGGAAGUAGGUUUUCCCACCAGCCUAACAUCACUUUCUAUCGAUGAUAUGGCGUCGUUUAACGAGGCCUUUUUUGAGGGGGGAUUGUACAAGCUUACCUCUCUUAAAAAACUUGAUAUUUUCGGUCACUCUCCGCAUCUGGUGUCCUUCCCAGAGAUGAUGCUACCUGUCUCUCUAACCAGCCUCAUCAUCAGAGACUUCCCGGAUUUGAAAUGCUUAUCUUCCAAAGGCUUUCAAAACCUUGCCUCUCUUCAAUUUUUGUUUAUCUUGGAUUGUGAAAAGCUCACGUCCUUCCCAGAGGAUGGCUUCUCUCCCUCACUCCUGCGGCUUUAUAUCCAGAGAUGUCCUCUACUAGAAAAACGUUGCAAGAAAGAUCGAGGACCAGAGUGGUUCAAGAUAGCCCACAUCCCUUGCAUUGUAAUUGAUGGGAGAUUAAUUUAUGAACCAGAAUAGGAGAAUCCGUGAAUCCGAGUUUUGUUUGAUGCAAGUAAAGUUUCAAGAAAUAAAUCCAAAGCAAGAGGAUAGGUGUUUGUUAAAAUGCCCAAGCGACAACGUUGAGAGAGGAGGCCUUCGAAUAUGAGUUUUUCAUUACUAUUUGACCCUCCAAAUAUAGGUAAGUAACUAGAUAUUGAUCCUUUGAUAAGGUUGGCAUUCAUAUUCAGUAACUGGAUUGAUCAUGUUCAUUCAUUUAAUUUUCAUUGAGAAGAAGUAGAUGGGAUUAUCUUAACGUUGUAUCCCCAUCAUCAACAAACGGAUCCGGAUUAUGAAUAUAAAGAGAUGGUUCAAAAGGCUGGUGCAAAUUGUUACAACUUUCUCCAUCUGUGUAUUAAUUCCUGUAUAAUUGGAGGUGUGCAGCUUUAUUUUGAAACAAUGGUUGCCAAUCUGUUAUGUUUUUCUA
Corylus avellana is the source of this 3411-nucleotide messenger RNA. The record is from RefSeq and is a predicted model, not a curated record. Lineage: Eukaryota; Viridiplantae; Streptophyta; Magnoliopsida; Fagales; Betulaceae.